AUAGAUAGGAUUUGUACAGGGAAUUUAGUGGUGUAAUUACCAUGGCCAAAGUUUCGAUGCUAACAAAAGAAGAAGACUGUACAGAAUUGCCUCCUGGUUUUAGAUUCCAUCCCACGGAUGAAGAGAUCAUAACCCAUUAUCUUUCACAGAAGAUCAUGAAUUGCAGCUUUAGUGCAAGAGCUGUAGGCGAAGUAGACUUGAACAAGUGCGAACCCUGGGACUUACCAAAGAAGGCGAAGAUGGGAGAGAAGGAAUGGUACUUCUUCUGCAAGAAUGAUAGAAAAUACCCGACAAGCAUGAGAACGAACAGAGCAACAGAAGCUGGAUACUGGAAGGCUACCGGAAAGGAUAAAGAGAUAUAUAAAGGAUGCAAUAAUAUUAAUAAAGGUUCCCAGCAGCAGCAGCUCGUUGGGAUGAAGAAGACCCUCGUGUUCUAUGGAGGGAGAGCUCCCAAAGGUGAGAAGACCAAUUGGGUCAUGCAUGAAUACAAGCUCCAAGGCAAAUUCUCUUAUCACAACAACAUCCCUCCUAAAACUGCUGCUGCCGCCUUACCCGCCGCGGCCAAGGAUGAAUGGGUCGUGUGUAGAGUGUUUCACAAGAACACAGGGGCCAAGAGAAGCCCAAUUAAUAUUCCAACUGACCUACUGAGAAUGAACUCUUUCAGUUUUGUUGAUGAUCUAUUAUUAGAUUAUUCUCCGUCGUUGGCACCUCUCUUGGAUUUCCCUCACCUCAAUAACACCGACCGACCUGACGAUGAGGAAGACGUAUUGAUCAUGAACAACACAGCAUCAACAACAAUAACAACAACAAGAGCAUCCUCCCAAUGUUCCACUGCUACUACUACUCAUAAUUUCUCCUACUGCUCCACAGCAGGAGGAGGAGGAGGAGGAAUGGUGGGUCGUCAUGAUCAACAAGAAGAUCACAAGAGCUUAAUUCACCAACAACAGGGGAACUCCAUUUACUACACUAUGCCUCCUCAUCAUCUUCAUGAAAUUCCUGAUCCCCAGCAAAGUCCUCAUCUCUUUACCUUUCAUCAGCAAGGAUCUUCUUCGAACAUUUCAAGUCGCUUAUUGCACCAGCUGGGUGAUCACGACAGCAACAUUAAUAACAAUUCAUCAUCAAUGAUUCCAUGCUUCCCGAGCGCUUCUUCUUCUUUAGGCUUCCAUGGUCCCGACCAGCAUCAGGCAAUAUUCUUAAGAAGCGCCGGCCUAAAGAAGCAGUGUAAUGUCGAGCAGUUCUCUAACCAGUCCACCACCAUGGUCAGCGUUUCUGAUCAGGAUACGGCCAGGUUGAGCACCGAUAUGAACACCGACAUCUCCUCAUCAGUGGUUUCCAACCACAUGCAUGACCACCUCGGAAGCAACAAGUCAUCCAACGCGGAUAUUGCAAUUGAUGAUGGCACUUCUUCUUCUCUUCCUCCUUCAGGAGCACCACCCGUCGAGGAUUUGGUUGACUGUCUGUGGAACUACUGA
Molecule: messenger RNA, 1472 nt
Organism: Telopea speciosissima
Lineage: Eukaryota; Viridiplantae; Streptophyta; Magnoliopsida; Proteales; Proteaceae
Product: NAC domain-containing protein 46-like
Exons: 3
Coding region: 42-1472 (476 amino acids)
Biological process (GO): regulation of DNA-templated transcription
Molecular function (GO): DNA binding
Source: RefSeq, a predicted model, not a curated record